This is a messenger RNA of Trichogramma pretiosum, 12416 nucleotides long. RefSeq lists its product as uncharacterized. The transcript has 36 exons. Bases 107 to 11083 code for a protein of 3658 amino acids. The record is from RefSeq and is a predicted model, not a curated record. NCBI's taxonomy places the organism in Eukaryota, Metazoa, Arthropoda, Insecta, Hymenoptera, Trichogrammatidae.
UUAAAAUUCGACUAAUACAUUACGUCAGUUUCAAACAAUAGUUUUUACUGUUAGAUUAUAACAAACACUUCGUUUCAUACUUUAUAAUUUUACAACGGGGAUUAGAAUGGUUAAUGACUGCGGGCAAAGCAGUCAAACAUCUAAUGCAAAUAAUCAUCAGCAAUCCGGAAUAAAAAACAGUAUGACACAAAUAACUUCAAUACAAAAGCAGCAGUUUCCAAAUCUUGAAACAACAACUAUAGGAACUAUAGCCUUGCAAAGCAAUGAUACCAGAGUUGUUAUUGCUCUUCUUGAAAACGGUGAAUAUUUACGGUUGAAAGUACUGGAGAUUCAACCAGCUCUUACACAUUUGGGUGAAAAUCAAGAAGAUGCAAAAGCAUUACUUCAUGCUCAUGAUGAAGUGCUUGAAAAAAUACAGACAAAACAAAACCCAGUUGACGAGAUGUGGAGGCAAGCCGAUGAUACAUUGUUAUCUCAAAAACCGCUAUGCGCAGCUAUGGCUGAAAACUUAUCUCAUGCUUGGAAAGAUAUUUGCGAUUUAUUGGAAAAACGAAAACUUAUUUUGGAACGCAACGUACUUUUUCAAUGUCGAGCUGAGGAGUGUAAAGAAAGUAUGAGACAUUUAGAAACUGCUUGUAAUAAUAUGCAUUUACCAAUUGAAAUCGAUAUUGUGAAACUAUAUUUAAAAAAACUGCAUGGAACUCGAAAAUUAAUGCUCGAAACGUUAAUGGGUUCACUGAAGGAUGGAAAAGCUUUAUUAGAUAGACUGCGAGAUAUAAUGAAUGAAGGAAGCAUUGAUUCAAGACCUGAAAAAUUAACGCUAGAUGCUGAAUCAGCAAUCCAUAAAGUUGAAGGUUGGUUGGAAAACUUGCACGAUCAGCGUAAAAGAAUCGAAGUAACGUUUCAAAGGCGUAAACAGCAGCUGGAACAAUGCCUUGGUUUAGCUAUAUUAGCCUCGGAUCUGAGUGAACUUGAAAAUCGUCUGACAGAUCGAUCAAAUAAGCUGGCAGCUCGAAGUGAUCAAUUAGGAGAUUCCAUAACUAAUACAGAGUUACUUAUAUUUGAAAUUCAAAAAUUACAAAUAGAGGCAAAGGACUUUCAAGAUAAUGCUUUAAGAAUAACAAAAUCAACAGAAAGUUUGAUAUCUCCAGACAUUUCCAGUUUUCAAACAGCCAGUAAAAAAGCUUACAAUGUAUUAGAAACAGCUGCAAAUUAUGUUAAUGAUCUCAAUCAGUACGAAGUUAUCCUGAACCAAAGCUUAAAUUUUUAUGAAUUAGCAGCAUCGGCAUUUACAAAAUUGGACCAAUUGGAGGUCCAACUAGCUACUUCGGAACAUCCAGCUCGAUCUGCAAGCCUUAUUUUAUUGCAUUCUAAUACGGCCAAAAUUGUGAAUGAAGUAACAGAGCCAGCAUUGACCACAGGACAUGCAUUGCUUGAACAAAUAGAAAGAAAAACAACUGGACUUGAUGGUGUGAGAAAAACAGUUAAAGACAUUACCGACAGAAAAAAUCGUAUUCUUGAACAAUGUACAGCUCACUGUAGUGAAAAUCUACGUCUUUCAAGAUGUUUAGAUGAUUUCUCUGAAAAGCAUGAAGAACUAACAUUUUGGCUGAACGAUAUCAUAGAAUCUUUCUUAAAAGGACAUCAAGAUAUGGGAAGUGAUCUAGUCAUGGCACAAGAUUUUUAUCAAAUUCACGCAAAACUAUUGGAAGAACUCAAUAAAAAAGAAGAAGAUGUAAAUCGUUUAGAUCAACAAGUAAUUCAAAGCAAUAUUUUGCAACAUUUACAAGAACAAGAACACACUGAAGUUCUUGAUAAGAUAAGAACACUUCAAAAUUCUUGGAUUAUGGCUCGUAGUACUCUAGAAGGACGUCUUCAACUGGCCUCAAUGUACUUCGAAUUUCAUAAAUCUGCUGCAGAAUUAGAGACAGAAAUGGACCAAAUAGAAUACGAGAUUCGCCAAAAUACAGAUUAUAUGAGCGAAGAAAAAAUAAGUAAUCUAGAAAAACAAUGGGAAAAAAUGCAACCGUCUUAUUCAAACCUUACCACCAUUGGUAAACAAUUCUUGGACGAAAGCAUAAAGGUCGUGGAUUCUUACCUUGAUGUUCCACGCGCUCGUCUUUCUGCAGGAUCCAUUAUAGAAAAAUUAUCAAAUCGUCAAUAUUUAAUAACACAGAGUUAUGAAUCAAUGAAUACAAAGGUAGCAUUAAAAAAAGAAAUUAUAAAAAAACAAAUGCAACGUUAUGCAGAAACCAGAGAGAGGGCAAAUGUAUUGAGAGAACAAUUAUAUCCUAUAAUUAAGUGUGAUUCAAUUGAGCCUUUCGAAAUUAUCAAAAAUCUGAGAGAUUCACGGGUAAUUUUUAUUCCGAAGCUGGACCACGCUAUUUUAGAAUUGGAAACUGAGACUGAAAAAAUAGGGAUUCCUGAACCCAAAAAUGAUCAAUCGAACUUCACUAUCGGCAAUAAUACAUGCCAAUUAUUGGAUGAGCUCCGAACAUCAACAGCCAGUUACAAGAUCGUUCUUGAUGAUCUUAUUGAUCUCUUUGACAAAUUAUUACAGGUGGAGCAAAAAUUAAGUGACAAUUGUUUUAAUACUAAAUCCUGUACAUCUGCAAACCACGAUUCAUUGCAUGAGGUUCGUGAUUUAUUGGAAAAACUUGAUACAUUCAGUCAAUCUAUUUCCAGAAUAUUUAUAUCUGCCAAAGAAAAAUCGAAAGAUGUUAUAAUUAAAAUUCAGAAUUUGGAAACUACUGAUCUUACGCAGCAAGAUUAUGAUAAGAUCAAUAAAUCGUUCAAGAAAGUAGUAGAUCACUGCAAUAGUUUCAUCACAACUACUAGAACGGUAUUGCAAGAGCGUUUAAACUUUUGCUUAUUUGGUGACGAUUUAGAUCAAAUUAAUGCGGAGUUGCGUGACUUAGAGAACCAACUUAAAGCAAUCUCUGCAUGGUUUGGAGAAAGUUCGACAACUGCGAAAAGCGUUUCACAAUCGUUUUCUCAAUUUGAAAAAACAUUGACUAUUUUAGAAGAGAGAAUUAAUAAGUUUGUUGCUGCUACUAAAAUUAAUGCUGGGCAAAAACUACCAAAAAUUGAAACUGAACUGAAUAAUUUACAAGAUAAGUUAAGAACUUUGAAAAACCUUACGAAAGAAACUAGAGAAAAAAUUAAUUCCAGUAUACAAUAUUUUACGCUCUUGGAAGAAGCUCAACAAUGGUUCAAAGAAGGAAGCCAACUACUUCUCACUGCAGCUAGAAAAGCAACAUCAAUAAAAACUGUUGAAGAAGCAGCAAACUUAUUGAGUGAAAUUGAUACCUUUAUAAAAACCGGUGAAGAAUAUCAAGAGACAAGAAUAGAAAAUAUACGUGUAUUAUCUACUGAAAUAUUUGGAACCAAUCGCUUAUCUCAAUUCAAUGAUCUUGUAGUUGAAAACCGUGAAAUGUUAGAUUCAUUUGCUAACACAUCUUCAGAAUUACGUAGUUUAUUGUCUGAUUUACAAGGCACAAAAAUAAUUUCAGAAAAAGUUAAGGUUAAAGUAAAUCAGUCUGAUGCUUCUCAACCGAUAGCUUCAUUAAAAGUAAUAAAUAAAUCAGAAAAAGAUGAAGUUAAAGAAAAAAAUGAAGAAAAGAAUAGUAAUAAUCAAACGGAAUUGACAAGUUGUAUGAUUAAUGAAAAUAUCAGUGAAUCAACUACUAUCACAAAUGUUCAAGUUGAAGAAAAGAUUGAAAAGGAAGAAUACAUUUCAACAAUCUAUCAGCAAGAAUCAAGCAAAAUGUGUGAUAGUCCAGUGCAGAAUGAAGAAACAUCAAUUAUCCGAAAAAACAAAGGAAAAGAAACAUCUGAAAUUCAAAUUACAGUCAAACCGGAAUUUAUAAAAUUAUUAAAAGAUGCAAAUAUUUACGAGGGUGACCAAUUUAAAUUUGAAUGUCAUGUUAUUGGACAACCUCGGCCCAAAGUUACUUGGUUUAAAGAUGAAAUAGAAAUAAUGCAAAAUCCAGAUUAUUCGAUAUAUCACAAUGAUGAUGGAUUUUGUAGUUUAAUAAUCCAAGAAACUUUUGCUGAAGAUUCUGGCAUAUUUAGUUGUAGAGCAACAAAUUCUGCAGGAUCGACUGAAAUCAAAGCAAAAUUAGAAGUGAAGGAAUCAUCAACAAAAUGCCCAUUUAGCCCUCCGGUAUUUAUCACAAAAUUUAAUGAUGAACCUGCAGUAGAAGGAUCAAGAUACGAGCUUAGAUGCAAGGUGAAAGGCAAUCCAAUGCCAACAGUGCAAUGGUUCAAAAAUGAUGAUCAAAUCAGUACAGAAUCUGAAUAUGUCUCUACGUACAAAAAUAAUGGCGAAGCUAUUUUAGAAUUUAAGAAGGUUCGUGAAAAUGAUCAAGAUCUUUAUUCGUGCGUAGCUAGUAAUCGAAUCGGUAAAGCUACACUUUCAACUAAACUGAAAAUUUAUUGUUCAUUGAAAGAAAAAGCUAUUUUAUAUGAGUUACCAAAAAUUAUGAAGAUUUCAAAGAAUGUUACCAUAACAGAAGGAGGUACGAUAACUUUAGAAUGUGAAGCUUUCGGAUGUCCCAUUCCAACAUUUUUUUGGAAACACGAUGGCCAACCAUUAGAUGAAAUAAAAAAUUCAACGAUACGUCUAAGCGAGUCAAUCAGCAAAUGUUGUCUUAUAAUACCAGAGGCCUCUUCCGAAAAUGCUGGUAGAUAUGAAGUUGUGGCCAAAAAUGAUGCUGGUCAGACUCGUUGCUUUUGCGACGUUAUAGUUAACUGUAACUCUUUGAAUCUAAUUGAUUCAAAUUCAAAACUAAUUGGUAAAAGUAUGGAACUAACAGCACCGAGAAUAAAGUUACCUUUAAAAGAUUUAGCCGUAGAAGAAGGUGCAAGUGUUAGAUUAGACUGUGUCAUAAUUGGAAAACCUGAACCCGAGGUUAUAUGGUAUCAUGAUACCCAGCCGGUAAAAGAAUCAUCAGAUUUUCAAUUACUUUUUCAAGGAGAUCGAUGCUCUCUAAUUAUUCAAGAAGCUUUUAUAGAUGAUGCUGGUACUUAUAAAGUGGUAGCUAUCAAUUCUGAAGGAGAAACAUCCAGUGAAUGUUUACUAAAGAUCACACGUGGUGCAAUAAGAUCAAGUGAUACUUCCCCGAAAUUUAUCAAGCUUCUAUCAGAUUUAUUGGUAGCGGAGGGGGAACAAGCUAUUUUCGAAUGUUCUGUUACUGGUGAGCCUCGACCAAUUGUGGUUUGGUAUUUGAAUAACGAACCAUUGAUUGAAUGCGAGCGCAUUAAAAUUUACAAUGACGCGUCUGGAAGCAAUAUUCUAAAAAUAGAACCAACUUUAUCAAAAGAUAAAGGCAAUUAUACUGCAAAAGCCACUAAUAAAGCUGGAGAAGCAAAAUCUUUUGCUAAAUUAGUAGUUAAAGUACUGAAUGAUUUUCAGCGAAUUGAAAAAUCAUCAUUAAAAACUGAAGAAAAACAAUUAUCAACAGGCUUAAAAAAUAGAUUCGAUAAUAUCGCCCUGAAAAAAGACACAUCUUCAAGUUCUAAAUGUAUUAUAGAAAAUUCAACAUCUAAUAUUCAAUGGGUUUACAACGAGAACACAGUCAAUUUAAAAAAUGAUAUAGUUCCGAAAAAUGACUCCCAAGUUCCUGCUUUUGCUGAAAAAACAAAUACCCAAAGUGAAAAUACACCGUAUGUAGCUGAAAAUAGUAUCGAGAAAGCAGAAUCUAAAACGGAUAUUGGAGAAGGGGUUAAAGUACAGGAGGGGCAAAUUGACACUAUUGAAGUGCCUACGUCGAACUUUGAGAUGCAAGCCUCAAGCAGUUGCGACAAGUACUUUGCGAGUGAGAGGACUUCAGGAGAGGGUGGUAGUCUGUCUGAUAAUCAGACCAUCACAAAAACAUCUUCGAUCAUGGAAUCGUCAUCAACAACUCAUACUUCCAUGAAAAAAGAAUAUAUCACCACGACGAAUUCAUCUACUUUAUCUACUUGCCCAGUUCAUCAAUCAAAUUUAAAAAAGACAUCGCACACUUCUGCACUCUCAACUGAUUUUAAUCGAACUGCGCCUGUUAUGCAGUCAAAAACAAUUGAAGAAUUCGAACGAAUUGUGCAAGACGUGCCAGAUGGUGAGUUGCGCCAAGAAAAGACAGUGAUUGUUACUAAAGAUCUAGGAGGCUCUAAACAGAAGGAGUGCAAACACCAAAUACAAAUUCAAAAACCAUGUCGGAAGCAAACUGCGCCACGAUUUGUUUCUCCAGUCACUGGGAUGAUAGUUGAUCAAGGAACGGAUAUUGUGUUGGAAGGAAUCGUUGAUGGUUUUCCACUUCCCCAAAUCAUCUGGACGAAAAAUGGGCAAGAAAUCGUGCCUAAACAUGGAAUUAAUAUGAGCUAUGAUCACAAUCAUGUAAAACUAGAAAUUAAAGAUGUCAAGGUAAAAGAUGCUGGAAGAUAUACGUGUACAGCUAAAAAUGAUGUGGGCAAUGCAAGCAGCACGGCAGACUUAGUUGUAAAAAAAACAAUAUUCCCACCUGUCUUUGGCAGAAGACUUCAAGCUCAAGUAGUAAAAAAAGGAGAUAGAGUAGUAAUGGAAGUUGAAAUUACUGGCACACCAGAUCCAGAAGUCACUUGGUGGAAAGACGACGAACCAUUAAUUCAAACAGAAUUUAGAAUGAAACGACAAGGAAACUCGUAUUAUUUGUUCAUAAAUAAAGCUGAAAAAGAACACGCUGGAAAGUAUAUGGUUCGAGCAGCCAAUGCUGGGGGAGAAGCACAAAGUAUUGCGGAUUUUGCAGUCUUCGAACCAACUCCAGAUACCAUGGUAGAAAUGCAUAAAACCUUCGUUUAUGAAAAUCUUGCGGAUAAAAAUGCUAAAAAGCCUUGUUGUGGAGUACCCACCGAAAUACCUAGUGCAAAUUUAACCACGGAACAAAUUACGACGACUAUGAUACAGCCAAGUGCAGCUAUUAAGACACCGAUUCCAGCUACUUCCUCGUCAUCUGCAAUCCGAACUAUAAAAACUGAAACUACUGACGGAUCUCAAAAAGCAUCGCGAACAGAAAUGAUAUCGUCUUCUGUUGAAUCUCAUCACACUGAAACUAAGUCCGAACAGAAAUUUCACAUGAAACUAGAACAUAAACCAGCACCUUUGGAUGCAUUUAAAAGGGAAGAAAAAAUUGAAAGAAUAGAAAACACUGGUGAAAAUGAAUCAAAUAUUCAAGAAAAUUCUGAAGUAACAGCUAAUGAAAACAUAGAAACAUCCACCAUUGCUCGCAAAGACGCACUUAAAUUUUUUGAAUCUAUAACUCAAGGCAGUGAAAAUUUCGCUAGAGGUCCUAAAGAAAUGAUUAAGCUGGUGGACGAAGACGACGGCACAGGACCAGGUUGCGAUGUUAAAGUGAAUCAACUAUCGAAAAAUUAUGAAAAAUCAACAAGAUUUGAAGAUGCUGUUAAAGACCAAUCUCGCGCGGAAACCAUUAGUAGUAAAAAAGCCGUUCAAGAUAUUUUCAAUAAAUUUGAAAAAGGUGCUUCAACUCGUGGUAUUGAUAGUUCAGAGAUAGAUUUUCCUUUUGAAGAACAUAAAUUGCCCCAAUUGCAAUGUACGCGAACUAUACUUGAAGAUGUCACAGCUUCUGGGUCACCUAUCCAUGGAACACUGACUAUUUCUAAAUUAGCAGCUCAAUCUGAAAGUGCAGAAGCAAUGUUGAAAGGAUUUAAUCUUGUACCAGAGCCCCCACCAGAAAUCGGAUAUGCACCAAAGCCCGAAGAAGUAGCUAAAAAACGUUUGGAUGUUACGUUAAAAGCAAAACAAUUGCAAGAAUCAUUUGAAAAAAAUCGAUGUCCUAUGGAUGUUCCCGUCGGAGGCGUGAAAACUUUCCCAUCAUCUGUGCCAUCACAGCACCAAUUGAAACAAUCACAAAAAAUGCCACCUCUCUCUAUACCACCUCCGUUUGAUCUCGUUAAGCAUCAGGAUUGUCGUAUAAAAGACUCAGUCACUACUUAUACUGAUAAACAAGAAUGGAAUGUCCCGAGUGAUGAUUACAAAGUUUCAUCAUCCGAAACUAAACAAGAAAUAGAAUUAAAACCCGAUUAUCGAAUGACACAAACAACUGUAGAAUCAUCUACUACAUUAGAAAAAAAAUCUCAAGGAUCUAAAGAAACUCAUGUAACGGAAAAAAAAUUGGAACCGCCACCACAGCUUACAAAACCAAACCAACAACCUAUAAUAUAUAAUGCUGAAACAAUUAAAGUCGAUCACACCAUCAAUACAAUUGAAGAAAAAUCAAUUACAGAAAAAUACGUUGCUGAAUGCGAUGUCCAUAAAAGUGAAAUUGUACAAAAUAAAUAUGAAUCUACUAAAAAACAAACUGCUAGACCGUGGCCGGAUGAUUCUGGUUGCGAUUUAAAAUCACCAGGUUUGGUAAAAAAUUUAUCAAGAUAUUCCAAACCUCGAGUGAAACUUUAUCAUGGAACUCCAUCGUCAUAUUUAAAACCUGGUUCUCCUCCUGAAAUGGCGUAUACUGCUGGACCUCCUGGUCUUGACAAAAAAUACGAGCAAACAUUACAGAAAAAUAUUGUAGAAAAAACUUUGCAAAAAUCAAUCGUUCAGAAACCAGCAUAUAUAAAUUCUACUACUGAGCAGCAUACUAGUGGAUGUAGACAAUAUUCAGCUCCCACAAAAACAUGCAAUUUAAAAUCUACAGAGUCUGAACCUUUUUCACAAAUAUCUGCAUCUCAGUCUAGCGAUCAUCAGUACGUCGUACCUUUGAAACCAGGUUCUCCUCCACAGUAUUUGCAGACGUCAACGUCAUAUUCUACUAAAUAUUAUAGACCAGAAUCUCCUAAGUUAAAAAGCAAAUGUUUUCAUCAAGAAAGUGGUUAUAUGGCUGACACAGAGGAAACACUAAGAGGGCAUGAAGCAAUUUCAGAAACACACUCUUCUUCCUUCAAAACGAAAUCGAAUUUUUCUGAUUGUAAAAGUUCUCAAUCACAAAAAUGUUGCGAUGCAUGUUUUUGUUCUCAUGUGGAUUCUUGCAGUUUUUCACCCAAAACUGAGUCACAAAGAACUUCCUGCAUGGAAAAAACCAUGGAAAAGGCACCGCAGACAAAAUGUAGAUCGACUUAUGAAAAGGAAAAAAUUUCUGAAUCACAAGGCUUUUCACGAUUUUCGAAGGGUGAGUUACGAGAAAGCGAUUAUGAGAGUGACUGCGAUUCAAACAAAUAUUCAUCAUCAUUGAGAAAACAAUUAAGUUCAUAUCAAACCGUACCAGACAUCAGAUCGUCUUCAUCAACUUUCAAAACUUCAUUUAAUGGUUCAGGAAAAUCAACAAUGGCUCCUUCAACCUUUGUCAAAGCAAAAAAUGAAAAAUUUGAAAAAAACAGAGAAACAGUUAAAGACGCUACAUAUCGACCUAAAUCCGUAUUAGUCCCCGGUUCUCCACCCGAAAUAGCUUACGCGCUACCUGUUAGACAAUCUUACUAUGAAGGCUGCAGUAAUACACCUUAUCAUGAUGCGGUAGGUGCUGAGACUAAGCAAACGAUGCAUUUGGAUGAAUCGACGACCAAUACGAGAAGAAUAAUAAAAGUAGAGCAGACUAGUAGAGUCAUAAAAUAUGGGGACAGUCAUGCGCAUCAAGAAACUUGCAAGCUACCCUCUAAAAUAAUAGAAAGCAAAAAGCAAAAAGAUACGUAUUACGUCCCGACUCCAAAAAAGUUUGUUCGAGGGAAUGUUUACGAAUCCGACUAUGAAAACGAUAGCGAUAGUAAGAGAAUUCGAGCGAAAUGGGCACCGAGUGAGAGCGAAAACGAAGAACCGAAAUAUCGAAAAGUCAAUGCACCUAAAAUUCAAAAAACCAAAGUGCCUGUUAUUACCAUGCCUAGCGAUACAGAAAAUGAAAAACUGGAAAAAUACAAAAAAUCUAUUAUUAAUGAAACAUCUAAGCGUUGCCAGGUGAAUGAAGAUCAUGUUUUGAUACCUGGUUCUCCUCCGGAAUUUGCUAUUGCACCAGCACAAAGCUACAGAAAAACUGUAAAUUAUAUGGCUUCUGAAAAUAUUAAAAAUAUGAAGAGUAAUUUUAAAUCAAAAACCGAACAUUUUUCGAAUCAAAUACAAUCAGAUUUAGAAAAGAGAAACAAACCUAUUCUUAAACGUCCUGCGUGUACUGACAAAAGCACACAAAAGGCUCAUGAAUCAAGUGUCAGUAGAGAAGAGUCAAGGGUUUCACAAUAUGGCACAAAACAAAUCGAUCCAACGACGGGUUUGGUUUACUUCAAAUAUGAUUUCGGAUAUGAGUUUGGUAUCGUGCUAUCCGAGGAAACAAAAAAAUCGGAAGUGAAUAAAUUACAAAAAUCAGUAACACGAAAAGUAUCAGAGAGUGACAUCGAAGUACCAGUUAUUCACGAGUACGAUUCUCGACAAAGAAGUGGUUCCAACAUAUCUGACCAUCAAAAUUACCAUACCUUUCCUCGAAAAUCAUGUGGAAAACUCAGUAAAAGUGUUAAAUGGGAACCAAAUUCAGAAAGCGAAUUUUCUGAAUUUGAAGAUUUUAAAGGAUCCUGUGGUAAAACACCUGACCUUUCAAAUGCUCUUGAAUCUAACUAUUCAAUCUCGCCUCGCUGGAAUCACACUUCUCCAAGGCCGACUUCUAUUAGUCCAAGAAUGUCUAGCCCAAGACAUGUUGGUAUGAUAGUUAAUAUCGAUGAAUCGAGGCCAGAUUCUCCAUGGUCUGGAUCCAAUAAUGAGAGGAUUAUACCUGUUACAACAGAAGUUGUAAAACCUUAUAUUGAAAUAUUACCAAAAAAGGCUCCUUUGUUUACAACUCCUCUAAAAGACAUAGCAGUAGUGAGUGGACAAAGUGCUCGAUUUGAAUGCAUUGUUCAAGGAGAGCCACAACCGAAAAUUCAAUGGUCCAAAGAUAGUGAAAUACUCGGGAAUUCAACAAACACUGAUAUUUAUUACCGUAACGGCGUAUGUCGACUCACUUUGAACAAAACAUCAAUUGUUGAUGCCGGAACAUAUAUUUGUACAGCUACAAAUGGUUUAGGAUCGACGGCAACAUCAGCAAUUUUGCAAGUACCAGGUAAUAGACGGUCGAUAUAUGGGGUUAACUAAUUUACGUCCGAUGGAGGAUCGGAUGAUGCAAUCAUAUUUAGUUUUAUUUAACAAUGGUAUGGUGGUGGUGGUGUAGAAGAACAAAUACUUUCAUAAUAAAUUUAUUGGACUAAUUUACAUUCUCCAUAUUAAUUUUUCAAUAGUUAUAUUUUUCCUUUUUAAAACGAUUGAUCAUGUUAUCAUUAAGAUUGAUAGUAACUAUAAAACGUUGCAAGUUACUUCAAAACAUAAAUCUUCGAAUCUCUAGUCUAUUUUUGAUUAUAAAAAGUACAUAUACAAUAUAUAAAAGUAAUGAAAAUGUAAGUUAUGUUUCUUGAGCAGAUAAUGCUUCUGUUUCAAACAUAAAAUUGAAAUUGAAAAUUUCAUAAAUAGCAAUUUGAUAUUACAUAAAUGUACGAUAUCCCUCUGAAAUAGAGGAAAAAAAGUUAAAUGAAUAUUAUUUUAUGGGUUACCAUUGCCUUUUCACUAAAACGAACGAAUCAAUUUUUAUCAUAAGCGAUUAGGAUUAUGGAUUAUCGAGAAAAAUAUUAUACCUAUAAGAAAACUUUUGAAUUUUUAUACAGCAAUGGAAAGUUAUAUUAUUGAUGAUUUAAUACGUUUACUUAAAACUAUUUUCAAAAGGAUUCAAUUCGACACAUAAAUCAAAAUGUCUCUUUUACUUAAAAAAUAAGAAUGAUAUGAUUUUUAAAAAAUUUCUUCAACCAUAACAAAAAUUAAUUCUUUAAAUUUCACUUAAGCAUUCAUUUAAGCCCUUCUUAUAAUUCUCAGAUAUAUUUAUGAUUCACAUUGCCUUAUAAUCGGAAAUAUGAAAUAUUAAGAUACUUUUAAUUUUGUAUUGAAUUAAUCAAAAUCUUUCUAACCUUCAGAGGACUGACGUUUAAAACCAAUGUUGAUUUAUCUUUAUUAAAAUCCAGUACACAGGUUUUCCGUACCUCUGAAGGUUAAAUGUAAAGAAAAUUAGUGUCAAUAAUAAUUGAUUUGUUAGAGUAAAAUUGAUGUUAAUAACUGAAAAAUGAUUUUUUCACUUCAAAUAAAUUUAAAGGUUUCAUGUUCCGAAUUCUAUCUAAGAUGGAUUUUAAUAGAAAAAGCCUGCACCCUUUUAGAAUUCUAGCAUCCUACUUAGAAAACUUAUCAACCAGAUUAUUCUACACUGUAAAAAAUGUAGUGUUAAAUACUGGUUUAUUUGAACCAAAUAGACUUUUUUCAAAUUUAAUAAAUUAAAACAAAUAUUUUAUUUAAUUUAAAUAACUAUGUAUUCAGCCCAGUUUUUACAGUGUAAAAAAUGUAACAAAGAAUAUAUCCUUUUAUGCAUAAAAUAUCUUAAAUUUUUCAA